AUGAGCGAGAGCGAAAAUAUCAAAAUUAUCAAGACCUUCCUUGCAAACGCCCCACCAGGCGAAUACGAACAAUGCACAGCAGCUCUCCGUUCUAUUGUUAACGACGAAGAUCUCAUCAACAGAGCCAGAUCCGAAACACUCAAAACCUGGGCAGAGGAAGAGUGCAUCGUUGUUGACGUAGAAGAUCACAAAGUCAUUAUCUGCAAAGAAGCCUGCCAGAGGGAUGGCAUUUACGUUGAUCCAGUCACAAGUUCAUUAAUUACAUACGAUUUUGAAUCUCGCAUUGCCACACCGAUUGGUGAUCAAGCUAACAUGAGUGAUUUUGCCAAGGAGCUCCAAGAAGAGCUUACAGCAUACGCUAAGAAUGCAUAUAAGGAAAACGCCGCCGCCGGUGUUUACGAUACCAACAAUGGUAUUGUUAUUGUUUUACGCGGCUCAUCCAUCUCACUUAAGAACUUCCGUACAGGCAAGACAGUUGCCAAGUAUACAUUAAGCAAGAGUGGCUCACUCGAAGGCAAGAUUGUUUCUAUACAGCACUUCUUCGAAAAGGGCAAUGCAGUUUGCCAGCAUGAUGGCGACUGCAACACUACAUGCAGUUUUGGCGACGCUAAGUCAGUUGUCAAAGCUAUUCGCACAUUCGAAGACGAAUGGCUUGCUGACUACAAGACAACACUUGAGAAGAUCGGCACAAAUGUUCUUUUCCAGCUUCGUCGAAAAUUCCCGUACUCGAAACAGAAGAUCAACUGGCAACAAGAAAUCACUGUCGGUGGUGGCAUGAAGUGCUAA
Molecule: messenger RNA, 786 nt
Organism: Trichomonas vaginalis G3
Lineage: Eukaryota; Parabasalia; Trichomonadida; Trichomonadidae
Product: barbed-end actin filament capping
Exons: 1
Coding region: 1-786 (261 amino acids)
Biological process (GO): barbed-end actin filament capping; actin cytoskeleton organization
Cellular component (GO): F-actin capping protein complex; actin cortical patch
Molecular function (GO): actin filament binding
Source: RefSeq, a predicted model, not a curated record